Messenger RNA from Papilio machaon (common yellow swallowtail), 3038 nucleotides. It is a transcript of the gene Lon, whose product is annotated as lon protease homolog, mitochondrial. Gene Ontology annotation, biological process: mitochondrion organization; protein quality control for misfolded or incompletely synthesized proteins; chaperone-mediated protein complex assembly. The transcript has 14 exons. The record is from RefSeq and is a predicted model, not a curated record. Gene Ontology annotation, molecular function: ATP-dependent peptidase activity; ATP binding; single-stranded DNA binding. Gene Ontology annotation, cellular component: mitochondrial matrix. NCBI's taxonomy places the organism in Eukaryota, Metazoa, Arthropoda, Insecta, Lepidoptera, Papilionidae. The coding region runs from base 77 to 2932 and encodes 951 amino acids.
GGAUCUGGAAACAUAACCUGUGCUUAUAUUUUUAGCCGAAUAGUUUUAUGAGAUUGUGCAUAGGUCUGAUUUAAAUAUGCAUCCUGCAAACUUACUAAUACGGAACGGUGUUUUCUUAAAUCCAAAACUUAAGUCUAGUACAACUCGAAUUGUUCGUAACUUAUCUAGAGUUGCAUCAUUUAAUUCUAAGUUGCCAAUAUCUCAAAGUUACAGUGGUUUAAGCUUCGACAGUCGAAUUAGUGGUUCUAGUGCUAGUUUCCAGUUAUCACAACGACAGGUUUAUGGUAAAAGGUUUUAUUCCACUGAAAAUAAGAAUGAUCCUCCUGAAGAGGAUCCUGCUAUUAAAGAUGAGACGCCAUUGUUUUCAAGUCAGUUGCCGGCAACGGUUGCUGUUCCCGAAGUUUGGCCACAAGUACCGGUUAUCGCUAUAAACAGAAAUCCAGUAUUUCCCAGAUUUAUUAAACUUAUUGAGAUAUCGAACCCUGCACUAAUUGAUUUGAUUAGACGCAAGGUAAAACUCAAUCAACCAUACGUUGGUAUAUUUCUAAGAAAGAAGGAGGAUGAGAAAUCAGAUGUUGUGUCGAAUCUUGAUGAUGUCCAUCAAGUGGGAGUGUUUGCACAGAUACACGAAAUGCAAGACAUGGAUUAUAAGUUGAGAUUAGUUGUGAUGGCUCACAGGAGGAUACGGAUUACGGGACAAUUUAUUGAAGAAGAAAUAGAGACGGGACCUGCUGAAAUGAAGCUCAAGUUUCCUAUAUUUGAUGCGGAAAUUAAUGUUACCCGCGAAGAGACAGAUGCUGAACGCAGGCGGAGGAAGCACCGGAAUAAUAGACGGAAGAGUAACGACGUGGAAGGGGAGGAGAAAGUGGAGAAGAAGAAACCGAUCACCGAUCAAGUUCUGAUGGUGAAGGUGGAAAAUGUGGUCCACGAAAAGUUCCAGCAGAAUGAAGAAGUGAAAGCUUUGACGCAAGAAGUUAUCAAGACUAUACGAGAUAUUAUCAAUUUAAAUCCAUUAUAUCGGGAGUCGCUGCACCACAUGUUGGCGCAAGGUCAGCGUGUGGUCGAUAACCCAGUGUACCUGAGCGACCUGGGCGCAGCGCUGACUGGGGCCGAGCCUGCUGAGCUGCAAGCCGUGCUGGACGAGACUGAUAUUCCCAAACGACUGAUGAUGUCCCUGUCACUCCUAAAGAAGGAAUACGAGCUGUCAAAGUUACAGCAGAAGAUCGGCAAAGAAGUAGAAGAGAAGGUGAAACAGCAGCACAGGAAAUACAUCCUGCACGAGCAGCUUAAGGUGAUAAAGAAGGAAUUAGGUCUUGAGAAAGAUGACAAGGAUGCGAUAGGUGACAAGUUCCGGGAACGUCUGGCUGACAAGACAGUGCCGGCUGCUGUACAGACUGUUAUUGAUGAAGAACUUAACAAGCUUAACUUCCUCGAGAGUCACAGUUCUGAGUUCAACGUAACACGUUGCUACCUCGACUGGCUGACGUCACUACCUUGGGGUGUGACGUCAGAGGAGAAUCUCAAACUGGCGGACGCUCAGGUCAUCCUGGACGAGGAUCACUACGGCAUGGAGGAUAUCAAGAAGAGAAUCUUAGAGUUCAUAGCUGUCUCUCAAUUGAAAGGGACCACUCAGGGCAAGAUAUUAUGCUUCCAUGGACCUCCCGGUGUUGGAAAAACUAGUAUAGCUCGAUCGAUCGCUCGUGCGUUAAACCGUCAGUACUUCAGGUUCUCUGUAGGAGGUAUGACGGAUGUGGCCGAGAUCAAGGGUCACCGGCGCACCUACGUGGGCGCGAUGCCGGGCAAGCUGGUGCAGUGCCUUAAAAAGACCGGCACUGAGAACCCUCUGGUACUCAUCGAUGAGGUCGACAAGAUUGGCAAAGGUGUACACGGCGACCCCUCGUCUGCGCUGCUGGAGCUGCUGGACCCGGAGCAGAACGCCAACUUCCUGGACCACUACCUGGACGUGCCGGUGGACCUCUCGCGUGUGCUCUUCAUCUGCACCGCCAAUGUUGUCGAGCACAUACCGGAGCCUCUCAGAGACCGCAUGGAGCUCAUCGACAUGUCCGGUUACGUAGCGGAAGAGAAGAUGGCGAUAGCGCAGCAGUACUUGGUGCCGACGGCGCGCAAGAACUGCGGCCUCAGCGAGCAGCAGCUGGACCUGCAGCCGGAGGCUCUCGCUCUCCUCAUCAAGUCCUACUGCCGGGAGAGUGGCGUCAGGAAUCUGCAGAAGCAUAUUGAGAAGAUCUGCCGCAAGGUGGCGUACAAGCUGGUGCAGGGCGAGGUGGAACACGUGGUGGUGGACGAGGCGGCGCUACCGGCGCUGGUUGGCAAACCUACCUUCAAACAUGACCGCAUGUAUGACCUCACACCGCCCGGUGUCAUCAUGGGACUCGCCUGGACAGCCAUGGGUGGCAGCACUUUGUACAUAGAGACGGCACUCCGCAGCACACAUCAGGAGGAGAAGCCAUUGGGCUCGUUGGAGCUGACGGGCCACCUCGGUGACGUGAUGAAGGAGUCUGCCCGCAUCGCGCUCACUGUCGCACGCAACUUCCUCGCACAGAGACACCCUGACAACAACUUCCUCAACACCAGUCACCUACACUUGCACGUGCCGGAAGGCGCGACGCCUAAAGACGGUCCUUCAGCAGGCUGUACUAUAACAACAGCUCUAUUGUCUCUGGCACUGGGCCGGCCUGCGCGCCCACAGCUCGCCAUGACUGGAGAGAUAUCACUCACCGGCCGCAUCCUACCUGUAGGCGGCAUCAAGGAGAAGAUCAUUGCGGCGAAGCGUGUUGGAGUUACUUGUGUUAUUUUACCGGAAGAGAAUCGCCGGGACUUUGACGACUUGCCUUCAUUUAUCAGAGACAAUAUAGAAGUACAUUUCGUAUCUCAAUACGAGGACGUCUACAACAUCGCAUUCGAACAGGUCUAGACUGGUUGUUAUUGGUUAAAACCGGUUGUAACCGGUUUGUAGUGCAGUAGAAACCGGUUUUAUACAUUGUACCGAUCCAAAAUUAAAAAACAAAGUAUUUUAUGGU